AUGACAAUUUAGAUGGAUGACAAGGAUUAUAAAAAAUAUAAAGAAUUCAUAGAUAAAAUGUAGCUUAUAUAAUAAAUUUACAAUAUAUAUCAAUUUUAAGAGAGCUUAUAGUAUUUUAAUGUAAUAUCAAUAAAAUUAUUUAGAAAUUAAAAUUUUAAGAAUGUGUUGUUACGAUGUAUGAAAUUGGGAAUUGAAAAAAGAAUAGUCAUGUAAGAUAGAAGAGGUUAAUAUUGA
This is a messenger RNA of Paramecium pentaurelia, 234 nucleotides long. The record is from the annotation of a GenBank genome assembly. Lineage: Eukaryota; Ciliophora; Oligohymenophorea; Peniculida; Parameciidae.